AUGAUCACCGGGGGCCGCCCUGCAGCGCAUGCAACUGCGCGCGCGCAUGGGUUUGUUCCACUGCCGGUGCCAGAGUUUAGCCCCUUGCGGCUCAUCGGGCAUUACGUCCACCUACGGAUUCGCGCGGCCUGGCCGCUGCUCGCGUACGACAACAGCACGCGGCAGCCGGCCGGAGAGCCCCGUUUCACGCUGACCAAGUCAUGGAAUUGCGGACCACAGCAGUCCAAUUACAAGGGGACAGGCUUCCAGAUCGAGUUGUUUGAAGAGGCAGUCGCGGUUUGGGAUGCGACCUUAGAAGAUGAGCCGUGGCUUGGCUGCAAAAGAGUGGGCACGGGGGGAGGAUCGCGAGCGGAGUAA
Molecule: messenger RNA, 357 nt
Organism: Cladocopium goreaui
Lineage: Eukaryota; Dinophyceae; Suessiales; Symbiodiniaceae
Source: the annotation of a GenBank genome assembly